Molecule: messenger RNA, 1908 nt
Organism: Botrytis sinoallii
Lineage: Eukaryota; Fungi; Ascomycota; Leotiomycetes; Helotiales; Sclerotiniaceae
Exons: 4
Coding region: 1-1908 (635 amino acids)
Source: RefSeq, a predicted model, not a curated record
AUGCCUCCCAUUAACAGAGUAACGGAGUUCGUAAACAGAAACAACCCGACGGCCAAAGAAUUCAUACCCUUCCUCAAGAAGCAAGAUGCGACUUUCUGGCAUUUGGUAUUUUCGGAAUCGACGAUUUUGGAAGCGAUGACAUCGCAGGAGGUAUUAAAGGACAUGCCUCCUCUGGAAGGACAGCAGCUUCAAGUUUUAUUUGCAGGAUUAUGUCUCUCGGGAGAGGAACAAGGCCCCAAAUGGAUUCUGAGUGAUAAAUACAAUGAGACACCAUUGGAGAGGGCAGAUGACCAAGAGCAUGUUUCCCCGGAUUUUCGUGGAGCUAAAAUGGAGAGAUCAAACAAAAGGCUACGGGGAGCAAUGGGAGAAGUGGAAGUCCUUGAUUCAGGAUCAGAGAAAGAAGAUGAUGAAAUCAUUGAUUCGUUUCAAAAAUGCACAAAUUGUCGGAAACCUAAUUUCGCCCAUGGUUUAUUCUAUAAGCAGAGAGAUAAUUUUCUUUGCACACAUUGCCAAGUAGUUUCCAGCUUCCAUCGCCGCAGAUCAGGAACAACUUCAGUCUCAUCCUUACCUCUUGGCUCUCAAGCAAAUGAUGCCGAACCAAUCCAGAAUAGAUGCGAAUCUGGAAGUCCACUACUACUCGCAAAGUCGUCAACUCUCAAAGCCAUACUUCCGUCUGUCGCAGAUUUACCUCAUUUCCUAGGUCUUCAAACCCCGGAAACUCAGUCUUGUCAACGCGCAAUCAAAUCUGAUCCUAUGCCAAUCCCAUUAUCAUUUGAUGAUUCAAAAUCUCCGGAUAGAAGAAGUCAGGUCCCAGAUAUGCCAGUUGCAUCAGUUGACCAAGAUGCCUAUCAGUAUACUUCGAGAGGCGAGCCGUCACCCAUGAAACUGGAUGACAACAUUUCAAGUCCACCAUCGUUAGUCGCGCAGUCCAGAGAAGAGAUUGCCCUGAAGCCAUCGUCUCUAAAGUCGCAACCGCUAGUCUCAGAAAAGAAGAAUUCACUUAAAGCCUUCCUCUUCAAAGCCAUGAAGGCGAAAUCUGAAUCCGUAACUGGUGAUGUUGACGCGGUGUUACCUUCUUUCCAAGAUAGUGAUUUCCCACUGGAGCACAUUCUAAAACUCAUCAUCAUCAGCCAAAUUUCUACUUGUGCAAAGAAAGAUAAAAUCUGCGCAGAAAUUGCACAAGUUAGAUGUGACUUUGAGUUACACAACUUGGUCGAGGAAGCAGGAAUGGCGGUUGAUCCGACUGUGAAUCUCAAGAAAGGGCAUCCUGUUGACAUUCGAAAAGCUAUGUACUACGAGAAGUUGGCUAAGAUAAACUUCUCGAGGGCGGAAGGAAACCUGGCCACUUGCACUGAGAAAGAUCUGAAACUAUUUCUCGAUGAUUGCCGCAAGCAAAAGAGAGUUGGCGGUAAAAUUUCUCAAUUGGUAGAUUCCUUUGGUAAAGGAGUUUUGUUCCUCUAUCCAUUCUUUAUGCCCGAACUCCAAAAGGGAGGAGACAAACAGGACCGGAUUCAAGAAGUGGGUACUUUGCGUCAAGGCCUUGCAAGUCACUGGACUACCCAACUUGCACAGAUUACCACACUAGCUGGACCCGAAGCAACUAUCAUGAUCACCAUUAAAGUAUGGGACAGCCUCGAAAAUGAUCACAUUCCGACUUUGGAGUUCCAACGAUGGUUAACCGAAGUAUUUAUGUUAAAAGAGAGACCCCAAGACGGUGAGUGUACGGUGAAAAGAAUGAGUUCCAUGAGACAAUUGAAUUACGAUGAUUCUGGAAUCAUUGCCUUGCACAACUCCAUUGCCAUUUACGAUGGUCAAGCUGAUUACAGAAAUGUUUUCGGAGGAAUGGAGUCGUCAAGAAAGGUACAGAUUUUGCUCCAUGGUCGUGCAACAUGCGAAGAAGUUGUAUAG